AAAAAUUCAUGUCAUGUUUCCUGCAAUUUGUUUGGUUCGAGUUUAGCGCUUCAUUUAUUCAGCGCUUAGCGUUAAAAAUUAUCCUUCAAUGAUCAGAAAGCUUGUUUAUGUUUAAUAAAAUUCAAAAUGAAAUCUGUCUAUGGUCAAUGAACUUUAUUAAACAUCCUUUAUGUCUGUGAUAAAAAAUAUGACUAUUAAUAAACGUGUAUCAAAGAAUCAGAAGAUCAAAUGAUGAAUGUUUUCUUUUUAUCAAGUAUCAAACCAUCCGAAUAAAUUAAGUAUUUUUUAGAAAAAAACGUUCGUUUCCAUGUGUAACAUUUAUGCUGAGAAUAUGUUUCAAUGACAAAAUGAUAUUGUUCUUCUAGUAGCAGGCCAGAAUAUUAUAGAAAAAAAGUAAAUUAGGAUCUGUAUCAUUAUCAUAGUAUUACGUAUUUUUUUGGACAAAACUUAGUAGAUAAAUGUCUUUUAUGAUUGCUUUUUUUUUACACAUGUAAGAAUGAAAUAAAUUGUGCAUAAGAUAAGAAAAUAAUUAACUAUUUUGUAUGACACAAUUCAGCUGGAGUUUUGGAACUUAGUGGUGAGAAAAGUAGAGAAUAUAUUUUGUUUAAAUUUAAAAUGUAUGAAUGGUUGAAAAAUUGAAUCAAAAUAUAUUGAUUCUCUUCUGCUUCGUCUUGUCAUGGAAAUGUAAAAUUUGUGAACAAAAUAAUGUGACUAUAGGUAAAAUAUAAGUAUUGAUAAUAAUGUGAUUAUUUUUUUAGCUUUUCGAAUGUUUAGAUCAAUGUAUAGCUCCAUCUCUAUCUUGUGGAGAUGGUUCGUGUUAUUUACCAUCAUGUUCGUGUAAUUUAAUUCCAAAUUGUAAAAAUAUGCGUGAUGAAGACAAUUGUAAAUCUCAUGAAAUAUGUAAAAUGAUGUUUGUCGUGAUGAUGAUUUCUAUUGUGAUACAGAGAAAAUAUUCUGUAUUAGUCUCAGCGCCGUCUGUGAUCAUGAAGUCAAUUGUCCAAAUAAAUUAG
Molecule: messenger RNA, 1010 nt
Organism: Didymodactylos carnosus
Lineage: Eukaryota; Metazoa; Rotifera; Eurotatoria; Philodinida; Philodinidae
Source: the annotation of a GenBank genome assembly